Messenger RNA from Talpa occidentalis (Iberian mole), 1651 nucleotides. It is a transcript of the gene GUCA1B, whose product is annotated as guanylate cyclase activator 1B. The transcript has 4 exons. The coding region runs from base 446 to 1051 and encodes 201 amino acids. NCBI's taxonomy places the organism in Eukaryota, Metazoa, Chordata, Mammalia, Eulipotyphla, Talpidae. Gene Ontology annotation, molecular function: calcium sensitive guanylate cyclase activator activity; calcium ion binding. Gene Ontology annotation, cellular component: cone photoreceptor outer segment; photoreceptor inner segment. The record is from RefSeq and is a predicted model, not a curated record. Gene Ontology annotation, biological process: visual perception.
UCUCUCGUGUCUCCAGGAUGGGCUUCUCUGGAGCAGCAUGGUGAAAGGAGCGUGUAGGAUGGGAGGGUCUCAGCCUAUCUACCCAACCUGGCUUCAGUCAACCUUCCCCCUGCCUCCCUCCCAACUUCCUGUCUUCCUCCCAUGUCAUCAUCUGCUGAGCUGGCUUAGGGGAGUGGUUGGCAAGACUAGGGGAGGGCUAAAACUGGAGGUCUGACCUUCCAGGAGAAUCUUCUAAUGUUCUUAGGGCAGCUUAGCUGGCCUGGCCCCAUCCCCCACCCCCACCUUCACCUGCCCCCUCUGUUGCCCAUCACAUUCAGUUGCCCAGGAGAUGAUGAAGACCUGGCUAAGCUGAGGAAAGGGAGGAAGAGGGGCCUAGCCUUCAGAAAUCAAUCAGCAGAAGCCUGGAGGAGACUCACCUCACUCCCUGACAUUCCUGGUGGCCAGGAUGGGGCAGCAGUUCAGCUGGGAAGAGGCAGAGGCAGCGGGCGAGAUGGAUGUGGCCGAGCUCCAGGAGUGGUACAAGAAGUUUGUGGUGGAGUGCCCCAGUGGCACACUCUUCAUGCACGAGUUUAAGAGCUUCUUCAAAGUCACUGGCAACGAGGAGGCCACCCAGUAUGUAGAGCGCAUGUUCCGUGCCUUCGACAAAAAUGGGGACAACACCAUUGACUUCUUGGAAUACGUGGCAGCCCUGAACCUUGUGCUGAGGGGCACACUGGAGCACAAACUAAAGUGGACCUUCAAGAUCUACGACAAGGACCGAAAUGGCUGCAUUGACCGACUGGAGCUACUCGAUAUUGUAGAGGCAAUUUACAAGCUGAAGAAAGCCUGCAGGCUGGAGAUAGGCGCUGAACAGCAAAGCCAGCUGCUCACACCCGAGGAGGUUGUGGACAGAAUCUUCCUUCUGGUGGAUGACAAUGGCGAUGGCCAGCUGUCUCUGAAUGAGUUCAUUGAAGGUGCCCGUCGAGACAAGUGGGUGAUGAAGAUGCUGCAGAUGGAUGUGAACCCUGGUGGCUGGAUCUCUCAGCAGAGGCGGAAAAGUGCCAUGUUAUGAGGGGUCUGGGGACCUGGGGGCCCAGUAGGUGUCCACAGGACCCUCAAAGAUAGCCCGCUCGCCCAGAUUUUUUGAGGAGUGGGAGGGACCCUGACUUAGCCUGCUGAUGUCCACUCAUCCUGGCUUGGAUGCCCAGGUACGCCCUCAGUAGGGGGGUUUGGGGGACUGUAGAGAGGAGGUGCUAUUGGUCUGAAGUAGCCAACAGGGUGACGUCUAUUCAAGAGGGUUUACUGGGGUGAUGAAGGGAACUGCCUUACCCUCACCCUUCAGAGGCUCCUAGAAGAACUAGGCCUUGGCUGGCUGGCUGUGGGGCUCCCACAAAUUCCUAUGUAAUUCUCAACUGGAAGCAGAGGUAGACUGAGGGGGUGUGGUCCCAGAGCCCACAUUAGCAAUGAGAAUGCCCAUUCAGUAUGAAGGGAAGUCUGAUAGAAGGAAGGGACAGGAGUUGUGUCUGAAGAAACAGUAAUAAUUACACCGUCCCCAGGAUCCUGAGGAGUGCGCAUGGGGAAGAUUCUUGCUCCUCUUCCCCAGGUUGUCCUCAGUAGGCGUGUCAACAGGAAAAGCUGCUGCAAGUAAUGCUGUGGUGUCCCCGCCCUUGAG